Molecule: messenger RNA, 1194 nt
Organism: Alternaria incomplexa
Lineage: Eukaryota; Fungi; Ascomycota; Dothideomycetes; Pleosporales; Pleosporaceae
Exons: 2
Coding region: 1-1194 (397 amino acids)
Biological process (GO): tRNA wobble uridine modification
Cellular component (GO): elongator holoenzyme complex; cytoplasm; transcription elongation factor complex
Source: RefSeq, a predicted model, not a curated record
AUGGCAUUUCGCAAGCGCAACAUCGCGCUAUCUCGCACACCGACAGGCGAAGACGCGUCAAAUGCACCAUCUUCUCCUUCGAUAGCACAACCUGCACCAACACCCCCCGGUGUGCGCCCCUCACCCAUCGAUGGCCGCCCCACCACGUCGACCGGCACACCUUCGCUCGAUGGCAUCUUAGCCGGACACGCUGGCCUGGCACUGGGAAACUCGAUACUAAUAGGCGAGAGCGGGACGACAGACUAUGCUGGCGCAUUACUGCGGUUCUACGCAGCUGAGGGAGUGGUGCAGGGCCAUAGAGUACAUGUAGUAGGCAUGGGCGAAGUGUGGGGUAGGGAACUACCGGGUAUAUCAGAAGACAAGUCGGACAAGAGAAAGGAGGGGAAGGAGCGAGCGGAGAAGAUGAAGAUCGCAUGGAGGUAUGAAGGCCUUGGGCAGUUUGAGAGUGCUAGAGGCUCUCCCAAUGUGCAGAGGACAGCAGGUCAAGGCGAUAGUGCGACAGAAGAGCAGAUAGUCUUCUGCCAUACCUUCGAUCUUGCCAAACGUCUCACGCUCCCUGUAGGAACAGCGAUCAACUAUGUGCCCAUACCUCCACCAACAGGCACUUCGUCACCCUUCCCUCCGAUACUGCAAAACAUACGGCAGCAGCUCGAGUCGACACCACCACACGCGAUCCAUCGCAUCGUGAUACCGUCUCUCCUCUCGCCGGCAUUGUACUCUCCGUCAGCGGCCCACCCGACCUCCGUACUCCAAUUCCUCCACGCUCUACGCGCGCUACUCCGACAGUAUCAAACGCGCCUGACCGCCAUUAUCACAAUUCCCUUGACCCUAUAUCCAAGAUCCUCGGGGCUUGUCCGCUGGAUGGAGAUCCUCUCUGACGGUGUCGUUGAGCUGUCCCCAUUCCCAUACUCGCGUGCGCAAGCACUCGCACAAUCGGCAGGUACGACGAAGGAAGAAGAACGACCGCAGGGUAUGUUCGCCGUUCAUAAACUACCGGUGUUUCAUGAAAAGGGCGGCGGUGGUGGAGCGGGAGACUUGGGCGAGGACAUGGCGUUUACGUUGAGUAGGCGGAAGUUUGUGAUUGCGAAGUACAGCCUACCGCCGAUGGAAGGCGACACCGAGGCGCAGGAGGAGGCUGUGCGAGAGGCGGCUGGUGGUAGCAAGAUGCCGAAGAAGCAGGAUCUGGAGUUCUAG